CGUUGGUUUGUUGUCCAACAUCAUCUGGAAAAACGUUUAUUUCUUUUUAUGCUAUGGAAAAAGUUUUACGUGAGGAUGAUGAUGGAAUCUUAGUAUAUGUUUCUCCCACAAAAGCUCUUGUAAAUCAGGUCACAGCAGAAGUAUAUGGCCGAUUUGAAAAAAAUUAUGCGAAGGGUGGCAAAACUGUUUGGGGAAUAAGGACAAGGGAAUAUAAUGAAAAUCAUGACAAGUGCCAAAUUUUAGUUACAGUUCCGGAAAUGUUAGAAAUUUUGUUAUUAUCGCCAUCCAAUGUCAAAUGGGUUUCAAGAAUUCGUCGUAUUAUACUUGACGAAGUACAUUGUAUAGGCGAAAUGGAUGGUGGCAGUACUUGGGAAUCCUUAUUACUUCUUGCGCAAUGUCCAAUAUUAGCCCUCUCUGCUACGAUUGGAAACCCUGAACCACUUAGUAGAUGGAUUGAAAAAAUUCAAACCACUCGUGGAUAUGAAACGAAAUUGAUUAAAACCACAAAGAGAUUUUCUGAUCUUCAAAAAUAUGUUUUCAUUCCAAAAUUUCCUUUACUUCCUUUAAUUGAAACUACUGUUAAACCAAAAGAAGAAUUACGUCAAGAUUGUUUGAUAUCAAUUCACCCAUUUUCAGCAAUAUCUUCAGUGGUUAUCGCUGAAAGUGGAAUUCCUGCUGAUUUAAAGUUAUUACCAUCUCAUUGUAUUGAACUUUGGGAUGCAAUGAAUCGAGUUCAUGAAAAUGAUCCUGAUCUUCAAAAAAUUAAUCCAGAUAAAUAUUUCAAAGAUAUUGGAUAUAUUGUAAAAGAUAAUGCGGACAAAUUUGAAACAGAUAUUAAGGAAUUGUUUAUAUCUUGGACUAAGAAUAAACCACAAAUGGCUAAAACGGUAAUCGAGAAUCUUGGUGAUGAUAUCAAGAAAAGAUUUGAUAAGUUAGAGUCUACUGCUAAAAUAGAUAAUGAAAAAUUGGAUAUUUAUGAUGAGAGUUUUUUUAAAAUAGCAAUUAUUCCUUUGCUGUGUGAACUUUCUGCUCAAGAUAAAUUACCAGCUAUAUUAUUUAACUUUGAUCGUAAUAAUUGCACUCAUUUGGCAAUCCAUAUAUUAGAGGAAUUAGAGUCUGCUGAGAAACAAAAAAAAAGCAAUGAUCCCACAUUUGAGGCAAAAUUAAAAGACGCUAUUGCACAAAAAGAAAAGUAUGAAAAAGAACUUAAACAAAAGAGAGAUGCUAAAAAAAGAAAAGAUGAUGAUGAUAAACUAGAACUUCCUAUGCCGGAUAUCUUUGAUUGGGAAGCACACGAUCCAGAUUUCACCUUUGUGAAUCCCAAAUAUCGAAUGCCCUCUGAUGAAUUUCAAGAGUUAAUUAAUACAUUCAAACAUAAAAUGACCGGACCAUUAUCUAAACUUCUUGACGCAUUAGAAAGAGGAAUCGGUGUUCAUCAUGCGGGUCUUCCAAAGAAAUAUCUUGGUGCUGUUGAGAUCCUGUUUCGAAAACGACAUCUAAGUGUCGUAAUUGCAACUGGUACUUUGGCCUUAGGAAUCAAUAUGCCAUGUCGUACUACAGUAUUCGUUGGUGAUUCUACAUAUUUAACACCCCUUCAAUAUCGUCAAAUGUCAGGAAGAAGUGGACGCCGAGGUUAUGAUCCAAUAGGACAUGUAGUAUUCUUUGGAAUAACUUUAACCAAAAUUAAAAGGCUUUUAACGUCAGCAUUGCCAGCUAUAAGUGGACAUUUUCCAUUGACAACCAGUCUUGUGUUGAGAAUGUUUAUAUUACUUAAUAAUUCUGAAGACAAAGAUUAUUCCGAAAAAGCAGUUUCAGGAUUAUUUGGGGAUUCAUUCUUUUGUCUUGGGAAAGAACAUUUGUCAGGACAAAUCAAACAUCAUCUUAGAUUUUCUAUUGAGUAUUUAAGACGUGAAAAUAUAUUAGACGAAAAAGGAGAUCCAAUAAAUCUUUCUGGAAUGAUUUCACACCUUUAUUAUACAGAACCAAGUAAUUUUGCAAUGGCAGCUUUAUUUAAACAUGGUGUAUUUCACAAAAUUUGUUCAGAAAUUAAAACAAAUCCAAUAGGAAUGAUGGAAAAUUUGAUGUUAAUCCUAUCACAUCUUUUUAAUAGAAAAAAAUUACGAACUGUUGACCGAAGUUUUUAUAAUGAAAUAUUAAAAAAAUAUCCAUCAAAGAUAUUUUUAGAAAAACCGCCUAAAGAAAUUCGUGAAAUUUUGAAGCAACACAAUGAACGUAUAUUAGAAAUUUAUACGGAUUAUGUUAUAGCAUUUACAAGACAGAAUCUGACCAAUCUGGGGCCAGACAAUCAGUUACCACUUUCAAAAUUCGAAUUUCCUCCAAAACAACUUGAAGAGAAUAUUCAACAAGAAUGGGAUUUAACUACAAAUUUGAAUUCCAUGGCUAUUCCUUUCAGUGCUCGAUCACCUUUUAUCGCAAUGUGUGGAUCUAUUGGAGAUAAAUUUCUUAAUAUUGAAGAUUUAUGUGAACAUAUACAUCACAAAAUUUACUUGGAUUUGCAUAAUAUCCCUUAUAUAAAACUUAAUGAAAAUCUUAAUGCAUAUUUGAUGGAUUUCUUUAGUCAUGGACAAGAAAAAACUCUUCAUCUAGCAAAUGGCAUACGUCCUGGUGAAGUUUGGCAAUGUUUAAAAGAUUUUGACUUUGUUCUUCAAACAAUAGUUACAUCAUUGGAAGUUCGAAAGGUUGAAGAUGAGGCAGAUGUUUUAAAUGGGUUUAAGAUG
Racocetra persica is the source of this 2738-nucleotide messenger RNA. The record is from the annotation of a GenBank genome assembly. NCBI's taxonomy places the organism in Eukaryota, Fungi, Glomeromycota, Glomeromycetes, Diversisporales, Gigasporaceae.